GACAACAAAAUGGCGUUUUCUCAAUCCAUUAAAAAAAGUCAGAUACCUAUAAACUGUCAUCUAUGCGAUACUGAGAAAAACAUCAGGUGGAAAUGUAUUGACUGCGAACUUCUUAUAUGUGAUAAGUGUAAAGAUGGAAGACAUCUUAGAAUUAAAAAUGCACAGGAACAUAAGGUCAUAAGUAUCAAAGACAUUGGUUUAUACAGCGGAGAAUUGGAUUUUACAAAUAUUAAAUGUCCAGACCAUGCUACACAAUCUUGUUGUCUUUUUUGUAAGAUUUGUGACAGUCUUGUAUGUCCGACGUGUGUGUCCAAAGUUCAUAAGAAACAUGCAAAUGACUUAAUCGAGAUCAGUGAAGCCUAUCAUAUGAAAAAAGAAAGCCUUAAAGAAGGACAGAUUAAAUUUCAGAUGGAAGAAAGAAAAGCAGGCACAAAAAAAGAACAAUUGGUAAAGCGUAAGGAUGUUGAAAAAGCAAAACACAGCAAAGUUAUCCAAGAUAUUCUGAAUCAUGAAAAUAUGUUGAAAAGUGACAUUGACAAAUAUAUUAAAGAAUUAAAAGAUGAAGUUGAUGAAAACCUGAAAACUAUUUUCAAAUCAAUUGACACAGAUCUUAGUAUUGUUUCACAAUCAAUGAAACUAUCUAAUGAGAAAAACAAUAAAGUUGAGGAAUUAAUAAAAUCCACUGAUGUUGCAAACUUUUUUUCUGACGCCAGGAGAUUGGAAAAAUCAAUGGAAGCAUCAGUACCAAAAACAAAACCAUCAUACAAUUCCAUUCCAAAGUUUGUUCCAGGGGAGAUAACUCAGUCUAAUGUUGGAGUGCUACAAAGUGAAGAAAGUUCAGAGGAAUUAGGUGUUUCAUUUGAUAUUAUUCAAAAGUAUCAGACAGAGUUAACUGCAAUAUUAGAUAUUGUUCCUUGUGUUGACAAUUCAGUUUGGAUUAGUUCAAAUUUAGAUAGUUGUCUUAUUAAUGCAAUACCUAAAGGCAAAGAACUCAAUGUGGUAUCUACCUUUAACAUUAAGGUCUUUGGUAUGGCAAUAACUUCACCUAAUAUUAUCCUUCUAUCUGUUGGUGAAUCCAGACUAAAACAACUCAAUAUUACCACUGGUAAACUGUCUGACACUGUAUAUGAUGUGAGCCCGUUAGUGUCUACUUCCAUCCACAUUACCAGUGAUAAUAAAGUUAUAGUAGGAGGUAAUGAUGAUGACCUAGGAAGAAGAGCUGUUUUUAUAAUGAAUGAACAGGGAGACCAUGAGACUGUGUAUGAACAUGAUAAACAUAAUCAACCUAUAUUUACCUACCCAAGGAGUAUAACAAGUACUAGUAAUGGGAAUAUACAUGUGGUGGAUUGUGAUCCUGGUAAAGAAGGUAGAGUGGUAGUGUUGACAACAGGUAGUGGUGUAAUAAAUUCAUAUAAAGGCCAUCCUGAAAUAAACAAGAACUCACCAUUUCAACCAAACAUAAUAGUGACAACACCAAGUGACAAUGUCAUGGUGGUUGAAUUAGCUACUUAUGUCAUACAUAUUCUAGAUAAUAAGGGAAACCUUGUGUCAUGGUUUGACACUGAAGACAUAGGAAUACUAUGUCCAAGCUCCCUGGCAUUCACUCCAACAGGGCAACUCUAUAUAGGAUGUAGUAAAAAAGAAAGCAGUACAGCUAAGGAAGCAAAGAUUUAUGAAGUGACUUGUUCAGAAUGUUAAGAAAAACAUGCUUCUCAUAAUUGAUAUAGACUUCUAAACACUUGAUAUGUGAUAAACAUUGUAUUAUCAAAAACA
Molecule: messenger RNA, 1773 nt
Organism: Mytilus trossulus (common blue mussel)
Lineage: Eukaryota; Metazoa; Mollusca; Bivalvia; Mytilida; Mytilidae
Exons: 1
Coding region: 10-1698 (562 amino acids)
Molecular function (GO): zinc ion binding
Source: RefSeq, a predicted model, not a curated record